Juglans regia (Persian walnut) is the source of this 982-nucleotide messenger RNA. Its product is annotated as nudix hydrolase 2-like. The transcript has 8 exons. Gene Ontology annotation, molecular function: ADP-ribose diphosphatase activity; NADH pyrophosphatase activity; NAD binding. Bases 65 to 823 code for a protein of 252 amino acids. The record is from RefSeq and is a predicted model, not a curated record. Lineage: Eukaryota; Viridiplantae; Streptophyta; Magnoliopsida; Fagales; Juglandaceae.
UAAUGAAAAAAACCUAAUAACUGCGCAUGAAGUGAAUGAUCCGUUUAGUGGGGUCACUGUGGCAAUGCCCCCGGCCCUGCACCCCAUCGACGCUGCUGUCUUUGGCUCUCUUCUUAGAUCUUCCAUUUCACGUUGGAGACAGCAGGGAAAGAAGGGAAUCUGGCUCAAAUUACCCAUCGAGAUGGUCAAUCUUGUGGAAGCUGCUGUUAAGGAAGGAUUCUUGUACCACCAUGCAGAACCGAAUUACUUAAUGCUCAUAUAUUGGAUUCCUGGAGGAGCUCAUACUCUUCCUGCAAAUGCUUCCCACCGAGUGGGUAUUGGUGCAUUUAUCAUGAAUGAAAAAAGAGAGUUGCUAGUUGUCCAAGAAAAGUAUGGAUCUUUGCGGGGUAAAGGAGUCUGGAAACUCCCUACAGGAACUGUCGAAGAGGGGGAAGACAUCUGUGCAGCGGCAGAGAGGGAAGUAAAAGAAGAGACGGGAAUCGACGCAGAAUUUGUGGAAGUACUAACAUUCAGACAAACCCACAAGUCGUUCUUUGAGAAGUCGGAUUUAUUCUUUGUGUGCAUGCUGCGACCCCUUUCCUUCGCUAUCCAGAAACAGGAUUCAGAGAUAGAGGCAGCUCAGUGGAUGCCAUUCGAGGAAUAUGCGGCACAGCCAUAUGUCCAAAAACACGAGCUCAUGAAGUUCAUCAACAAUCUAUGUUCGGCGAAGAUAGAUAGGGAGUAUUCUGGGUUUUCUGCAGUGCCAGCAACAUCAACUUCUUCUUCUGAUAAAAGGAGCUAUUUGUAUAUGAACAGAUCAUCAUGGGGCCUCAGUAGGGAGUAAUUAACAGCUAGUUUGGAGACACAUUAAUAUUAUUUGAUUCAUAUUCGUUGUAUACGGCCAGCUUACAUGCACUGCAACUAAUAAUAUUAAUUGAUAAAGUUGCUGCAUUGUACGUAGUAGUUCUUUUCAGCAGUUGAUUUUCCAACAUUCUACAAGCUA